Molecule: messenger RNA, 1990 nt
Organism: Acromyrmex echinatior (Panamanian leafcutter ant)
Lineage: Eukaryota; Metazoa; Arthropoda; Insecta; Hymenoptera; Formicidae
Cellular component (GO): extracellular region; extracellular matrix
Molecular function (GO): chitin binding
Source: RefSeq, a predicted model, not a curated record
GAGAGAGAGAGAGAGAGAGAGCCUACGCUAAUUCUAUACAGCGAUAACUAGCUGAGUGCGAGAAAUGCGAUUGAACGGAGAACUGGACAGUGUCGCAUUCUCCGGUGAAGAGGUGCGAAUUCCUGGACGGUAUCGGUUCUCGUGUGUAAUGUGUAACAUCGAGCGUAUAACGAUCGGAACACGGUUUGUGCCCCCUUCCACACCUGCACGCAGCCACUAUUCCUUCUCGCGUGCACAUACACACGCGUGUUGGUGCUCCAACGCACACCGGCAAGCCAAUUGGAGAGUCAAGUCUUGGCCAAGUCUUUAUAAGUAGGAGCCAUCCGCGUCCUCAGGACUUACUCCCUCUCGGGAACGUGCCACGAUCAGCAACCGAUUUUCAGAAUAGUUAGUAAAAAGUUUGUAAAGCCAGCCAGGCUCACGCUCCACGAAUUUCCGAAGACGAGGAUUCAAAGGAAACAGAAGGAUUUGUGAGAUGACGAACGUGGACGACUAACAAAUGAAGGAAUUCUUUGCUGAAUGCAUCGAAAUAUAAAGUUAUAUACACAAAAGAUGCGGAAAGUUCAAUCGAUUUUGAGCAUUUUUACGAUAUCGCUUAUAAUAAGAUUUACAAAAGCUGAUUAUUACGAGUAUAAUCAAGACCAAUACCGACAAAGCAAUGCUUUUAAAUGUAUAGAAGAGGGUUAUCAUCCUGAUCCGCAUGACUGCAGAGUUUACUAUAGAUGUGUAGAUUGGGGCAAUGGCAGCCCGCUAACGACCUUCAAAUUCGAAUGCGGAGUCGGCACAGUGUUCUCAAAGGAUAAGGGAGACAUAUGUACGCAUCCAGAAGAUAGUGGUCGACCUGAAUGUGGCAACUCCGAGAAUGAACUCGAUUCAAAUGUACAAGAUCCUCCUUCUCCUACAUGGACAACAACAAUUCGAACAACUAUGUGGUCACAAUCAACUAUGAUACAGUCCCCAAUAACUAAACCAUCUACAAUCACGACUGAAGCUGCGACAACAAUAAAAAAACCGGAAACAACAAUACUACCACCAUUAACAAAUCGACCACCUAUAAACGAACCAGAAGAUAACGUUGUUAAUUGUCAAAAUAGAUACCAAAAAUGUACACAAGAAGGAUUUUUAGCCGAUACUUGUAAUUGCAGAAAAUUUUACAGAUGUGUAAACGAAGGUUAUGGAAGGUUUACAAAAUAUGAAUAUAAGUGUGGCGAGGGAACUGUUUGGGAUCCAGAAAUUCAAGUGUGUAAUCACGCUUGGGCUGUUACGAGGAAAGACUGUAGGCAAAACUUGGAAAGUGGGGAUAAUAAUGGACAAUGGAAUGGUGACACUGGAGACAACAGUGGACAAUGGAAUGGUGACACUGGUAGUCCAGGACAACCAGGACAACCUGGAGAUCCAAAUGGUCAACCAGGACAACCUGGAGAUCCAAAUGGCCAACCAGGACAACCUGGAGAUCCAAAUGGCCAACCAGGACAACCUGGAGAUCCAAAUGGCCAACCAGGACAACCUGGAGAUCCAAAUGGCCAACCAGGACAACCUGGAGAUCCAAAUGGCCAACCAGGACAACCUGGAGAUCCAAAUGGCCAACCAGGACAACCUGGAGAUCCAAAUGGCCAACCAGGACAACCUGGAGAUCCAAAUGGCCAACCAGGACAACCUGGAGAUCCAAAUGGUCAACCAGGUUCACCGGGUAGUCCAGGCUCUCCGGGAUACCCAGGGACACCGGGUUCUCCAGGCUCUCCGGGUUCUUCGGGUAGUCCAGGUUCUCCGGGAUACCCAGGAACACCGGAUUCCCCAGGCUCUCCGGGAUAUCCGGGAACAUCACCGGGUUCUCCAGGCACUCCAGGUUCUCCGGGUAGUGCAGGCACUCCAGGAUAUCCAGGAACACCGGGUUCUCCAGGUUCUCCGGGAUAUCCGGGGACAUCGGGUUCUCCAGGCACUCCGGGACAUCCGGGGACACCGGGUUCUCCAGGAUCUCCAGGAUCUCCAG